AUGGAGGACGAGCUUCAACAGAGCGUGCUGCUCUCCGAGGAUGCAGACCCAGAGGCCAACAGCAGUGACGAACCCACAACCAUUCAUGCGAAACCAAGAGCACUGAGUAGUGCAGCUUCUGAUUCUAGAGAAGAUGGACUCGACGAUGAGUCUGCCAUGGAAGACAUUGAGAUGACGAGCGACCGAGAUGCAUCUGGGGACGAGGUAAAUGCCGAGGAAGUUGACGAAGAGGGGUACUAUCAAGGGGAGGAGGAGGAGGAGGAAGAAGAAGAUGCAGAAGGCGAAGAAGAUUACGAAAUUAUGUCAGGAUUGCCACAGAACCACAACAACCACCUCAGCGAUGAUGAGGCGGAGACUGGAGAUGAAGACGCAGAGGGCGAGGAGGACGAUGUGGCUUCCACCACCGUGAGGCUACGCCCCGAAGACGCUGAAGAACGCGAUGAAGAGAGCGAAGUAUCGACGAUUGCAAGCGCCGGUGACGAAGACGAAUCUGACGAAGAGGAGAAUUGGGAGGACGCUCGAGACACGGCUGAAGACGAGGAUGAGGAAGAGUCAGAGGUUGGACCUUCAAAUAUCUGUAUGUUCUGUAAACAGGACGAAGAGCAUGACCCAAGCGAGGACUUCGAGGCGUUUCUUACCUGCAAAAAAUGCGGCGAAAGUUCACAUCAGCAAUGCGCCCGCGAGUCUGCUGCUAUGAACGUAUCUAACCAUCCCAAGAACUGGAGAUGCCCUGAUUGCUACGAUGAGGAAUCGGAGGCUGAAGACGAUGAGGAAAGCGAUGGGAACGAAGAACAAGACGUUGAUCGCUUAGACUCACAACAGCCUUCCCAAGACGUAUUCGACGGACCCGUAGAAAGCGAUGGUGUCGAUUCUCCAGAGGGACCCAAUGGAGACACUGUGAACGGUUCAGCUGAUGGACCCCGUCUUCUUCGAAAAAGAAAGUCACCGUCUACGGAGCCCGAGGAGACCUCGGUGUCUUUGAGAAAGAGAAGAAGAAGCUCACACCUCCUCGCCGGGCUCGAAGAGCCGAUGGACACUGCUAGCCUGAGUGAAACCACUGCGUCACGAUCUCGAACACUUCGGUUGAAAGUGUCACGUCCGCCACCCGUCUCAGUUGAAAGGCAGACACGCGGCUCGCUCGUGUUAAAAAUUCAGGUGCGGCCUGGAAAUCUUAAAGAGAUAUUAUCAAGGAGAAAGCGGGAUGGAAGAAGGGCUGGUGGUAGCACAAACACACCAAGACCCCCCAGAACGCCGGCCCCUCCAGUCGCUACACCUCAAGUACGCGCAGCACCCGUUAUUGCCGCUGCCAUCGAAACACCUUUUACUGCCGACUCAUAUUCACAACCGUUCUAUUCAUUCUUCGAUCGCGACACGGAUGAUGUGAAGGGAAAGCCUUAUGGCGGUAUCCUCAGCGAAGCUGAAGCUGAUACAUCAAAGACCCUGCCUAUGGCGGAUGACCGGCGACGAUUUGACCAAGCCAAGCAGAAGGCUGAGGAUGAAUGGAGAGCCAGGGUUCUGGCAAUCCAAGCUGAGACCGACAUUCCGAACCGGAAGCCCAAGAAAGCAAAUGAGAAUGCGAGCCAAAUCGAGUGCAUUGAGUUUGGCGGGUGGGAAAUUGACACAUGGUACGCUGCGCCAUAUCCCGCAGAGUAUAGUCGAAAUCGCGUUCUCUAUAUUUGCGAGUUCUGUCUCAAGUACAUGAAUUCGGACUAUGUGGCCUGGCGACACAAACUGAAGUGUUCCACAAAGCAUCCACCGGGCGACGAGAUCUAUCGUGACGAAACGAUAGCCAUGUUUGAAGUCGAUGGCCGCAAAAAUCCCGUUUACUGCCAAAAUCUUUGUUUGCUGGCAAAGCUUUUCCUAGGCUCGAAAACUCUUUACUAUGACGUUGAGCCAUUCUUGUUCUACGUCUUGUGCGAAUACGACGACUGCGGCUAUCAUUUCGUUGGCUACUUCUCAAAGGAGAAGAGACCUAGUAGCCAAAACAACGUCUCGUGUAUUCUUACUCUCCCAAUCCAUCAAAGAAAAGGAUAUGGCAAUCUCCUCAUUGACUUUUCCUAUCUGCUCACAAGAGUUGAGCAGAAAACAGGAUCGCCCGAGAAGCCGCUGUCUGAUAUGGGCUUGGUUUCUUAUCGCAACUAUUGGAGGCUAGUUCUCUGCCAAUACUUCCUGAAUAUUAUGGAUAGCGAUGACUACAAGAAAAAUGGUCUCAGCAUCAAGAAAAUGUCUGACGACACAGGCAUGACAGCGGAUGAUGUUAUUUCUGCUCUCGAGGGGCUGCGGGCUCUAGUACGCGAUCCCCAGACGAAGCUUUAUGCUUUCCGUAUCGAUUUGGACUAUUGUCGCGAGUAUGUGACCAAAUGGGAAGCAAAAGGUCAUGUCAAAUUAAAACCAGAAGCGCUCGCGUGGACCCCGUACGUGAUGGGUCGCAGCGUGGCAAACGUCUUCGACCUCGGGCCAUUAAGUACCAUGGCUCCACGCGAAGACGAUGAAGCGAAGAUUCAAGAAGGCCCAAACACUGUUGGCGCCGAGACAAACCCCAUCCUGAACGGGGUCGGUAGUUCAGCGGAUGAGGAUACAGCUCACGUUGGCUCGGUGGGAGAGACGGCCGACCACGGUCAGCCAGAAAACCAGCGCUCCCUGGAGGGUCUUUCUGGUCAGAACGCCGACGAAGUGACCUCGCCGGCUGUGAACGGGAUCGAAACCAAAAAUGAAGCCGAGAUCGUCAUACAGAAUACAUGGCUCGCUUCGUAUGAGAGCAUUCCCUGCACCAGAUUUGAAAUCUUCCCGCCACUGUCAAAACGCUCAGAUCGGAAUCGUCAGAGCAUCAGUCGGCCUCCUCCCCCUCCUCGGAGGGUUAGUAGUAGCGCUCCCCGGCCCGCCCCUAAACGCAGCGGAGGAAGUGGAGGGGGAGGGAGCUCUCGCAAACCCUCUUCUUCCCGGCCAAAGUCAAGCUCCUCAAAACGCAAAACUGGUGGAACGGGCCGAGGUCCUGGGCGGUGGCCCAAGGGCACGAAGAAGGCGGACUAUGGAAAUGCGGAUAGCGGACCUGGGUUCCCACCGGGUUGGCGGGCCUCAGAUACCCAUAUUGACGUACAGGCCGCCAUGGCCAAAGAGGCUGAUAGCAGCAUCAGUGCCCGCAUCGAUCGACCAGCUCAGGACGAGGUCCAGGUCUUCGUUGCCAGUGCUGGGGCCACCACCAACAGCGUCAAGGAUGAGGUCGUGACUAUCAAGGCGGCCGGGGUUGAGGAGGAUGAGGAGGACGUCGAUGCGGAAGGUGAGGACGAAUGA
Molecule: messenger RNA, 3291 nt
Organism: Clonostachys byssicola
Lineage: Eukaryota; Fungi; Ascomycota; Sordariomycetes; Hypocreales; Bionectriaceae
Source: the annotation of a GenBank genome assembly